CUCGAAUACUGUACAUGUUUAUUUCAGGAAACUGCUCUGGCUUCUUUAGCCUUCAGGGGGGAAAACGGGUGCGUUUCAGCUCCGCCGCUUUUCAAACCGAAACCGGAGGAAGACAUGACGCUGCGAGAGUGAAGGGCAGAUAAAAGAUGGUGUUCGAGUCGCUGGUGGUGGACGUCCUGAACAGGUUUCUCGGGGACUACGUGGUGAACCUCGACAGCUCCCAACUCAAUCUGGGGAUAUGGGGAGGUGAUGCGAUUCUGAGGAAUCUGGAAAUAAAAGAAAAUGCUUUGAGCCAGCUGGACAUUCCUUUUAAGGUCAAGGCGGGGCAUAUAGGUCGCCUGGAACUGAAGAUCCCAUGGAAGAAUCUGUACACGCAGUCGGUGGAGGCCUCACUCGAUGAGGUCUACCUGCUCAUCGUCCCCACCGCCAGUAUAAAGUAUGAUGCUGAGAAGGAGGAGAAGCAGCUGCAGGAGGCUCGGCAGAGAGAGCUUCAGAGGAUCGAGGAAACCAAACUGAAAGUGGCAGAGCAAGAAAAUCCAAAGACAGAAAAGCAGGACACCUUUGUGGAGAAACUGGUCACGCAGGUGAUCAAAAACCUGCAAGUGAAAAUUUCUAAUAUUCACAUUCGCUAUGAAGACAGUGUCACCAAUCCGAAUUCACCUCUUUCAUUCGGAGUGUCUCUUCAAAACCUCAGUCUCCAGACAGCAGACGCAAACUGGAAGCCUUGCUUGCUGGAUGAGAAGGCCAAGCUGUUUUUUAAGCUUGUCCGUCUGGAUAAUCUCUUUGCGUACUGGAACGUGAACUCAGAGCUGUACUCCGUUCACCCUCCCCUUAAAGCCCUGCAACGUCUGCAGCAAAACUUGGCUGUUCAGGACACCAUCCCUCAUGAUUAUCAAUUCAUUUUCCGUCCGAUUUCUGCCAAUGCCAAGCUCCGUAUGAACCCUCGCUCGGACGUGGACUUCUCCUCGCCGAAGGUAGAUCUGGUGGUCAACCUGCCCGAAGUGGCUGUGGAGCUCAGCAGAACACAGUAUGUCAGCAUUCUGGAGCUCUUGGGCUCUGUGGAUAUGAUGUCGCGCAAUCUUCCGUACAGGAAGUAUCGUCCGGACGUGCCUGUCCACACCAACGCAAGCCAGUGGUGGCUUUAUGUCAUCAAGGGAAUCUUGGAGGUGAACAUAAAACCCUCGCUGCACAUGUGGUCUUGGAAACACAUUAAACGGCACCGGCAGCAAGUAAAGCAGUGCAAAGAACUUUAUAUGACCAAGAUCACCAACAAGAAGCCUGCAGAGACCCUGCUCAAAAAGCUGGAGGAGACGGAAAAAUGCCUGGACAUUUUUAAUAUCACGCUCGCAAGACAACAAGCCGAGAUGGAGGCCUCCAAAGCUGGCCUGCGGAUCUACCGGCCCGGGUUGAAGAUGGAGGAGGAGGAGUCGCAGGGCUGGUUCGGCUGGAUGUGGAACUGGUCCGGGGACAGCAGCGCUCCAACAAAAGAGGUCAAACCUGGAGCUUUUGACACACUGAUGACCCCAGCGGAGAAAGCCAAACUUUACACUGCCAUCGGAUACAGUGAGACAGCGGUCAAUCCUAACCUGCCAAAGAAUUUUGAGGACAUGAACAUCCGUUUCCAGUUGGUGAGCAUGUCUGUGUCGAUCAAAGAGAGCAAAGACAAGCCUGAGAUUAUCAAACUAUCCGUCAUCGACCUGAGAGCCAUGCUGGCGCAGAGAUCAUCUGCUCAGGCGAUAAAGAUCUCAGCUCAGCUGUCAUCAUUCGAGGUGACAGGUGUGUUGAGGAACAGCGUCGCUCCCACGCUGCUUUCUCCUCGUCGUGCGGUGGAGGAUGACAAGCCUCUGCUCAGCCUCAUGUUUGAGACCAACCCACUGGAUGGCAAGGCAGAUCAGAGAUUGCACGUGGAAUCGCAGCCGCUGGAGAUCAUUUACGAUGCGAUGACGGUGAAUAACCUUUCAGCGUUCUUCAUGCCUCCAAAUGACCUGCAGCUGGACGAACUGACGAACGCUACACGCAUGAAGCUGGAGCAGUUCCGCGACAGAACCUCAACUGGACUUAUGUACAUCAUCGAGACACAGAAAGUUCUUGACCUGAACAUCAACCUGAUGGCGUCCUACGUCUUCGUGCCCCAAAUGGGCUUCUAUGAUCCUAAGCACAACCUCAUCAUUCUGGAUCUGGGACACUUUCAGAUGUCCAGUCAGAGCAAAGAGAAUUUGCCGCAACUCUCCGCGGGAAAGACCUCCAUCGAGGACAUCAUGUCUCGAGCCUACGACCGCUUCGAUGUUCAACUCACCAGCCUGCAGCUGCUAUACUCUAAGCCAGGUGAAGACUGGCAGAGUGCUCGGAAGCUCCGACAGUCUUCCCUUCACAUUCUGGAGCCCGUCGACUUGAAGGUGGUUUUUAGCAGAGCGAUGGUGGUCACAGACUCAAGGAUGCCAAAGUUUGAGAUAUUCGGCGAACUUCGUCUGCUCUCGCUCCGCAUCUCUGAUGACAAAGUCCGUGGCAUCUUGGAGCUGAUCGACAGCAUUCCUCUUCCCGAGAGUCGGCCUGCGCCGCGGAGUUCUGCCGCGCAAAGUACUCCCAAGGUUUUCAAAUCAAGAGACACCCCUCAGCUGACCCCAAGAAAACCAGCUAUGGUUGACCUGCGCUCUUCAAUAAUAUUUGACUCAGGAUCGGAGGAGGACUUGUUCUUUGACGCACCAAGUUCGCCGAUUGAGGACAUGCCAUUUUUUGAGGCCAGUUCGGGCUCCUUAGAGAAACUAACCUCGGUAAAGAGGAAAACAAUGGUGAAACAUGACCCCAAGAAGAACAUGACAGAGUUUCUGCUAAAGUUCGAGAUAAACCUGUUGUCGAUCCAGCUGUGCCGCCUUUCAGCUGGCUUGGAGGUUCCCGUCCUCCGUCUGGAAAUCGAAGGUCUGGGGACAGAGCUGAAAGUGCGCACAUUCGAUAUGUCUUCCUCCACAUUCCUUCGGGAAAUCUGUCUGGAGUGCUCAGAGUACAUGGAUGGAGAAGACAAGAAGGUUCACCUCAUCACCACUCUGGAUAACACCGAGGAUGAUCUGCUCUCACUGGAGUACAUUAAGGCGGACAAGAACGCUCCCGAUUUCAAAUCGGCUUAUAACAACACAGAGCAGCUUAUCAAGGUAAACUUCUCAUCCUUGGAUGUGCACCUCCACACGGAAGCCCUCCUGAACUCCAUGAACUUCCUGAACAGUCUCCUACCGCCCGCAAAGAAGGAGGAGUCUGUCGAGCAGCCUUCGUCCCAACGCGAUGACGAGGGGGAGGGAGACAGCGAGGAGGAGAAGAAAGAGGAGUCGACCAUUUCCAAGAAAUCCACUACUAAGAAGUCAAAGUUUGAGGACGUGGUAAAUUUGCACAUUAGAGCAGAUCUGUCCUGUCUGAAGGUCUUCAUCAGAGGACAGAAAGCCAGAAUCUCCGAGAUUAGUAUAGAAGGCCUGGAGUCUGAAGUAAAGAUGAAAAAGAAAUCAGUUGAGAUCCUAGCUAACCUGAAGAACAUUGUCAUAUUAGACUGUGACAAAGACGCUCUGUACAAAGAGGCAGUGUCUGUGGCAGAUAAGGACGUGUUCGGUUUCCACAUGGUGAACUAUGUGGACGCUACAGACGGAGACGCCUACACAGACAUGAAGAUAGUGGACACCAGCGUCACUCUGACCGUAGGCUGCAUCCAGGUCAUCUUUCUUAACAAGUUCGUCUCCUCAGUACUGGCCUUCAUCAAUAACUUCCAGGAAGCUAAAGACGCUUUAGCGGAGGUCACGGUGCAGGCAGCGGAAAAAGCAGCCACGGGCGUGUUGGAACUCGCGGAGAAAAGCACUCGCAUUUCGCUGGACGUGAACAUCAAAGCACCUGUCGUUUUCCUCCCGCAGUCGUCCGUUUCUACCAACGUCAUUGUGGCUGAUCUGGGUUUGGUCACGGUCAAGAACCAUUUUGAAAUCGUGCCGUCUAAAAAACACACCGCGAUCCCUCCCGUACUGGACGUCAUGAGUGUGGCUCUGAGUGAGCUGAAGAUGUACAGAACCACGUUUAAAGACGGCCAAUUCCAGAGUGAGAUUCAGUUACUGAUGCCUGUGAACAUGGACCUGUCAAUCACACGCAAUCUCUCCGCCUCCUGGUAUCACAGCAUCCCCGACAACCAGAUCAACGCACACCUCAAGCCCAUGAGUCUGAUCCUGAGUCAGGAGGACCUAACUGUGGUGCUGAAGACUCUGAAUGAGAACCUGUCCGAAACUUCCGAUGCAGUUCCUCCUCCUAAAACGCCCGAUAAGGCCGAGACCGGGUCUACCAAAGACUCCCAGGAAUCUGGAGCAGGGACCACGGUGGUGACUUCUGCAGUGGUGGAGGGACAAAAGAGCGCCAAACUGAAAAGCACGCUAAAACUCCACUUCAAGUUCGAUUCAAUGACUCUGGUUCUCUACAGCUCAAGUGGUGCUGAGACCGCAUUACUGGACUCUCACGAUGAACAGCUGAAGCUGGCGGAGUUCACCCUGGGCACCAUCUCCACCGCGGUGCACAUGUUCUCAGACAGCUCCAUGAAAGCCUCUGUCAAACUCGCCGAAUGUCUGUUAGAUGAUAAAAGGAAGAGGGUCAAAAUGAUCACUUCCAGGAUGAUGGCGAUGCGAAAGGGCGCUGAGAAGAACGUCAUGGUGGAGGUGAACUAUCGGCAGGGUCGGGACGGCACCACGCUCGAUACCGUUGUUCAGGAUCUGUACCUCUGCGCCAGCAUGGAGUUCCUGCUCACGGUGGCUGAUGUCUUCCUGAAAGCUAUGGAUCAGGGCUUCUCGAGCCAACACAAGAGCAGCAGGCCGGCCUCUACUUCCACCAAAGAUUCAGCAGCUCCUACUCAGCCCUUGGUGGCAAAGUCGGAGAUGAAUGUGAUGGUGAAGAACCCCGAGAUCGUGUUCGUGGCCGACCUGAGCCGUGCCGAUGCCCCGGCCCUCGUAAUGACCACGCAGUGCGAGCUGGUAAUGAAGAGUGACAUUGCAGGCCAGCUCAUGACAGCCGCCAUCACCGAUCUGAAGGUGGUAGCGUGCCCGUUUGUGUGUGGCGAAGAUGAGAGCAACAUCACUACGGUGCUGCAGCCGUGCCAGGUGUUCUUCAAACAAACCCAGUCGUCUACUCAGCCUCAAAAAAUAGAGCUCGCAAUAAACUCCCUCACGCUGAAGGUGUCACCAAUCAUUAUAAACACAGUCAUCACUAUCCAGUCAGCGCUGACCCCUGCAGCUGAGACCCCUGAGGAGCUGGAGAGCCCAGUGCCCCCGGACCUGUGGGAGCGCAGGGACUGGCGCGACCUCAAACUCUGGUUUCUGGAGGAGGAGGGGGAGGAAGACGCCAAGGCCGUGCAACCGCUCAAACCUCUGGGCGAGUCACUCCAGCUUAGGAUUUCCUCCAUUUGCCUGACUUUAGAGGCUGGUGUGGGUCAUCGCACUGUCCCCAUGAUGCUUGCCAAAUCCUCUUUUCAUGGAGAUGUGACGGACUGGAGCACACUGAUUAACCUGCAGUGUCGCCUUAACAUGGAGGUCAAUUACUAUAACGAGAAUAUGGGAGUGUGGGAGCCACUUUUGGAGCCGCUUGAAGACGAAACUAAGGACGGUUUCAGACCAUGGACGCUGGAAUUAAAGAUGAAGAAAAAGCCUGUGAAGCGAUCCAGUAUUGCCGAUGAGGUGGACUACAAGGUGCCGGAUUACAAAACAGUAAUCAGCAUCAACAGCAACGACCAGCUGAACAUCACUCUCACCAAAUGUGGACUGAACAUGCUGAGUAAUUUAGGAACGGCGUUUGCGGAAGCCGCCAAGCAGACGGCAGAGUGUUUCCAAAAGGACCAGGCUCCGAUCGUGGUGAAGAAUCGGUUAGGGUUAGCAGUGGCUGUCCUGUACAGCGAGGUGUUCAAACCGAUAGGGAAGACCUCGAAAGGCCGCGUGGUGGAGCUGCAGGAUGGGGAGAGCUUAAACAUGGACUACACUCUCACUGCUGUGGAUGCUGAUCAGUUCUCAGCGAUGACCAGCUUAAGCAGCAAGAACUUCAUCCAGCCUACCCCCGUCGGCCACACCUCGGCCAGCAUCAUCCCACUGAUCAAAGUGGGCCGCAACAUGUACAGCGUCACGCACCUGAAGUCUGGGGUCACGCGCUUCUUCGUCUGUCAGAUUUACUCCAACGAGGGCAGCAAGUUUGUCAAGAUCCGGUCACCUUUUAUGAUCAUGAAUCACUUUUCGCUGCCAUUCCGGGUGUUUGAGGGCUCCACGUGUCUGGGCAUCUGUUCACCUACUGAGGAGUUCUGUGUCCCUCUUGGCUCCUACAGAUCGGAUCUUACCCUGCAGCCCGUAAUCGAGGGAGACGAGCAGUACGAGAACUCUGAGAGCUUCAACUACGAAACCCUCAAGCAGAAACCCGAUGAACGUGUGGAGAGGACGUGUCAUCACCCUGGCGACGCUACUCUCAUUUUCAAGGUCAACAUGGUUCCUGUUCAGGACACUGUGAUGUCCCACAGCACCGAGGAGGAGAUUGACCAACCAUAUGUCCUCCAUUUGUGGCCUCCCAUACUUCUCCGGAACCUUCUACCCUACCCCAUCACUUACGGCGUAAUGGUGAACGGAAACUCUGCCCCCACGAUGCUGAAGGAGGGCCACUCGUCUCAGCUUCACACGGCCGUCACGGACAACCCCAGUCUCGAGCUGAAACUCCUCGGCUACCUGCAGCAGGACUGGGAGGCCGAGUGCCACCUGCGCUCCGAUCACGACGAGAUCAGUUUCAUCACGUUUCACUCGUGCAGCCCGUCGGAGGAGGAAGUCGACGGGUUUGCCGUGAAGGUGGAGCUCGAUAUCGCUGUCCACGUCAAGAAGGAGGUGGGCCAAGUAGUGGUAGCCAUCCAUUCCCCUUAUUGGAUGGUGAACAAGACGGGCAGGCUGCUGCAGUAUAAAGCCGACGACAUCCAUCGCAAACAUCCCAAAGAUUAUGACAUGCCUCUGCUGUUCUCUUUUAAACCUCGUAACUUCCUGCAAAAUAACAAGGUCCGCUUGAUGAUUUCAGACAGCGAGCUCUCGGACGACUUCUCGAUAGACACAGUCGGGAGUUACGGUGACGUCAAAUGUAAAGGAAGAGCCAAAGAUUACCUGGUGGGGGUGAAGAUUGAUGCGAGCAGUUUCAGUCUGACGCGCCUGGUAACGUUCCUGCCCUUCUACAUGCUGGUAAACAGAACAAAGCACGUAAUCCAAGUGUGCGAAGAGGGACAGGAUGAAUGGACUUGUGCGAAACCUGGAGAGACCGCCACUCCUUUCUGGCCAGAGAGAGAUUCCAAGAAGCUCAAAGUGAAAGUGGACGGGUCCCAGUCGACCGCUCAAACCAUCGGCUUCCAUCAACCCGAGAACUGCCUCCUACUGCACCUUGACAACACCCUGGGUGGCAUCAUCGUCGACGUGAACCUGACCGAGCAUUCGGCUGUAAUCCGGUUCUCCGAGUACCAUGACGGUGCAGCUCCUUUCCUUCUCAUCAACCACACCAAGGAAAGCACGCUGGAGUUCCACCAGAGCUGCAAGGAGCGUAGACCCUCCACUUGGGUUCCAGAAGGAACCUUACCUUUGGGGGAGAACAGAAAGUCCAUCUGCUCUCAGAAGCUGGAAAUGGAUGAGCUGGGUCCAGGCCAGGCCGUCUACUACACAUGGGCCGAGCCCACGGGUUCCCGGGUUCUCCGAUGGAGCAUGGGACUUUACAGUGGUGAGCUGAAGAAUGAGGAGGACCUGCUGCUAGACAAUGAGGGGAAGCUGUUCGUCAUCUCGUUUUACGAGGGCCUCCAGCGCGUGGUGCUGUUCACCUCAGAGCGGCGUGUCUUCAAGCAGUUAUGUGAGAGCGAAAGGGUGGAGCUAGCCGAACAGGAAAUAAGCCUCUCGCUGCAGGAUAUGGGCAUCUCACUGGUCAACAACAGCACCAGCCAGGAAGUGGCAUACAUCGGGAUUACCAGCUCUGACGUCGUGUGGGAGACCAAGCCGAAGAAGAAGAGGCGCUGGAAGGUUAUGAGCGGGAAAGACGCCGAGCUGUUAGAGCAGCACUACAAAGAGUAUACAGAGAGCAACCCUGUGGAUAACAGCAUCCUAGACCUAGACAACGGAUACCAGGUGAGUUUGACUCCUAACGGUGCGGAGAUGAGGAUAAUGCAGCCUUACGACGCGCCUCUACGACGGAACUUUCUUCCAGCCCUGAAGGUCGAGUACAGCGUCUCGGCCAGACAGCAAGCGUACCGUGUGCAAAUUAACAGGAUUCAGAUCCAAAAUCAGCUCUCUGGGGCCAUUUUCCCAUUUGUGUUCUACCCUAUUAAACCUCCCAAAUCAGUCAGAAUGGACUCAGAGGCAAAACCAUUCAUUGACCUCAGUCUCAUCACGAGAGCAGCAGGACACUCGGACAUCCAGCGUAUCAAGUAUUUUAAGGUGUUGAUUCAGGAAAUGGAUCUGCGUUUGGACCUGGGCUUCUUGUACGCCAUUUUGGACCUGUUCACUGCCGAGAACGCUGCCGCCAUCACCUCCGACCAGGAGGUGGAGCUGUUUGAGAAGGACAUCGAGUAUUUAAAGACGGGAUUGAACCACGUGUCCGCCACCGACACGUCCCCUAUCAGCCUUUACGAGUACUUCCACAUCUCUCCCAUUAAGCUUCAUCUGAGCUUCUCUCUGAGUUCUGGCGGGGAGGACGGGAACAAGGAAAAGAGAGAGACUGAGCUGAUUCCUGUGCAAUCCCUUAACCUGCUGCUGAAGAGUAUAGGAGCGACACUAACCGACGUCCAGGACGUCGUCUUCAAGCUGGCGUUCUUUGAGCUGACUUUCCAGUUUCGCACCACGCAGCAGCUCCAGUGGGAGGUCAUCCGCCAUUACUCCAAACAGGCUAUCAAGCAAAUGUACGUACUAGUGCUGGGUUUAGACGUCCUUGGCAACCCAUUUGGUCUGAUCCGAGGUUUGUCAGAGGGAGUCGAGGCCUUCUUUUAUGAGCCAUAUCAGGGAGCAAUUCAAGGUCCGGAGGAGUUCAUGGAGGGUGUGGCUUUGGGUAUGAAGGCUCUUGUUGGAGGUGCAGUAGGGGGUUUAGCCGGAGCAGCAUCUCGUAUCACCGGUGCGAUGGCUAAAGGUGUGGCUGCAAUGACGAUGGAUGAGGAGUAUCAGCAGAAAAGGAGAGAAGCCAUGAACAAGCAGCCGAGCGGUUUAAAAGAGGGUCUGACCAGAGGAGGGAAAGGGCUUGUCUCUGGCUUUGUGAGUGGCAUUACAGGCAUCGUUACUAAACCUAUCAAAGGUGCUCAGAAGGAGGGAGCAGCAGGUUUCUUUAAGGGUGUUGGCAAAGGUCUGGUAGGAGCCGUGACUCGUCCAACAGGGGGCAUCAUUGACAUGGCGAGUAGCACUUUCCAGGGCAUCAAGAGAGCGGCAGAAACGUCUCAGGAUGUAGUGAGCUUGCGACCGCCGCGUUUCAUACACGAGGACGGCGUCAUCAGACCGUAUAAAGAGAGGGAGGGCAUCGGCAGCCAGAUGUUACAGAAAAUUGAAAAUGGACGGUUUGCGAGGUACAGGUACUUUGCUCAUGCCAAGGUGAACGAGUCAGAUUUCCUGAUGAUCACUAAAAGGGGUAUUUUUUUUGUUACAACGGGCACUUUUGGCCAGUUGACGUGCGAGUGGCAGUAUCUAUUUGAUGAGUUUACCAAAGAUCCCAUGAUUGUAGAAGAGAGAAGACUGCGCAUUGAGGCAAAGGAAAGGGUGAAGUCUGUGUUUCAUGCCAAAGAGUUUGGGAAGAUCAUCAACUUCAAGACUCCAGAAAUAGCCAAGUGGGUUCUGACCAAGCUUCAGGAUGCCAGGGAAAGCCUUCAGAAAUAAGCCAUGUGUGUGUGCGGGCUCACUCUCUCACACACACACACCUACACACACAUAAAGAGAGACUCUGGAAUCCUGAGUUUGUGCCUUUACUUAUAUGCAAAACUACAAAACACCACACUUUAUAGGCUGUACAUCAGUCACUCAGAAAAAAAAGAGAAAAAAAAUCAUCCGUUAGUGACUGUUAUUAAAAGUGCGUGUAUGCGUGUGUUCUCGUUUACAGCGUCGUUUUAGUUACUACAUCGUGUCACUCACUCACUCACGUGCAUCCAUUAUGUAUAGAAAUCACAGGAACUACGUAAUGUAUAAAAGUCGGUCUUAUUAAUUUCGCGAAGCAUGCCAUUGAAGGAACAAUAUUUUUGUAAAAAUCGAUCACAUGAUGUAUGAUAGGAAAACACGUUAUCAGUUCAGAGUAAUCACUGCACUCAAAGUGUUGCAUUCCAUAGCUACAGUACCAUGGGUAAAUACUAAUGCACUGCUUGUUGCGCCGUUACGACACAUCUUACAGGUUUUAUUUGUUUGAGUGGAUAAAUAACGACCAAUGUUUACCAUAUUUACACGUUUUCUAUAUUGUUCAGUUUAUACCCUUAACAUAUCAGCAUGCCAUUCUCUACAAACAAGUUUAUUUUUGUACUUGUGGCUUUUGCAUGAAAUCUUUCCUUUAGCCAUAAGUGUCUAUACUUAAUUGUUUACACUUUCUCAACAGUUGAACUGUAAAUAUUCAGUGGCUUGAGUACGUACUUUUGGUUUUGUUCUUUUCUAUGCAGCUCAUGCUGAUGUACUACUGUUCCACAUCUGUACCUUUAAAAACACUCAACCCGACUCUGAAAUAUUAAUAUGCAAUAAGGACUCUUAUUCGCCCUUUAGUGGCACUAAUGUACAAUUUGUUAAUUAGGUAUUUAUCGAUUUUUGAUUAUUUCAACAGCGUCCUGUUUUUGUUUUUUUAAUUGGGUAUACAUAAUUAUUAAUAAAUGUAUUUUUGAUCAA
Clarias gariepinus (North African catfish) is the source of this 10838-nucleotide messenger RNA. It is a transcript of the gene vps13a, whose product is annotated as vacuolar protein sorting 13 homolog A. The transcript is spliced from 72 exons. Gene Ontology annotation, cellular component: extrinsic component of membrane. NCBI's taxonomy places the organism in Eukaryota, Metazoa, Chordata, Actinopteri, Siluriformes, Clariidae. The coding region runs from base 147 to 9854 and encodes 3235 amino acids. The record is from RefSeq and is a predicted model, not a curated record. Gene Ontology annotation, biological process: protein targeting to vacuole; protein retention in Golgi apparatus; autophagy.